AUUAAAUAAAUAUUUUUAGUCACCAUUGACAAAUACGCUGUCUUAGUAUAUUAAACUCCAACCCAUUUAAUCAUCUAAUAAUAUAAGCGAUGCAGGCUCAAAUGGUGGCUGCACGGGCGAUUGAGCAGUUUUGCAAAAUGGAGUUUUCAAACAUGACAUUAGAGCAGUGUUGGGAUAUCUGCUAUGAUCGCAAUCUAAGUCGUGAGGAACUCGUAUCUGGUGAAAUUCUAGACUCAAAGAUUACCAAAAUGGACGCGUGCGCGCGAAAAUGUGUUGCACGAAACUUUGAAGUGAUGAAGUUGAUUAUGGAAAGUCGUGAAAAGCGUGACAAGGAGGCACUUCAGGCCAUGGGGGGUUGAACUUGAAUGGUUUAAGUGCAAUCUAAAGCAGAACAAAAAAAAGAAGUUAAACACAUCGUACAACGAAGGCGGACUCUGGUAACCCCACACUAGCAUUAGGUUCAUGAGUAUAAGCGAUACUUGAUUGGGCGCUAAAUAGAAGGAGCAAUAACUUUUCUUUUUUCUCAUGAUUUCGUACCUCUGCUGAUGUUGUGGGCUCCUUUUUUUUCAAGAUGCUUUGGUGAAUCUUCCGUAAUCUUACGCAUAAA
Molecule: messenger RNA, 607 nt
Organism: Phytomonas sp. EM1
Lineage: Eukaryota; Euglenozoa; Kinetoplastea; Trypanosomatida; Trypanosomatidae
Source: the annotation of a GenBank genome assembly